Rotaria sp. Silwood1 is the source of this 494-nucleotide messenger RNA. The record is from the annotation of a GenBank genome assembly. Lineage: Eukaryota; Metazoa; Rotifera; Eurotatoria; Philodinida; Philodinidae.
AAUUCGUGUUAAUAAUAGUUAAUUAGAAGCUGAUGAAAUUCGUUGCAUUUCUAAUCGUUUCGUUUAUUUUUAAAUAGCAUUUUAUUUGUUGUAUUGCUGAAUUUCUUGCUAUGUUAUCACAUGAUACACUUCAUUCAAAACAAGUUAUUAAAGUACAAGAUUUAAUAAAACAUUAUGAUUCAUUAUUAGCAAGUGGACAUGAACCUGAAACACAUGCUUUGGCAGCAUUAAAAGCAGUUUUAUAUGAUUUUUUUCUUGAUCAAUCACUUUUGGAUAUUUAUUCCACACAAUUAACACUAUUUGAUGUUGUGUCAUCAGUUGAAUUACGAUCAAUUGAUUCAUUUGUUACUGCUUUUCGAGCAUUAAAAAAAACAUCAUUUCUUAGUUGUGAAACAGAUCAAAUAAUAUCAUGUUGUACAUUAUCGAAAACACUAUUAUCAAUAUUUGAAUAUCUUUAUCAACGACAUGGUUUAACUAUAUCAAAUAUAUUAUAA